CAUUGAAAUUCAGUUGAUAUUUUCACCUGCUAAUAUUGAGAGUUUCAAUUUUCCAUGGCGAGCGAUAAUCCGGUGGUAAGCGUGAAACAAGGCCAACUACGUGGCGUGGUCGUGGAAAAUGUCUACGGGGGUCAAUUCCUAGCAUUCCGUGGGAUACCAUACGCGAAACCACCCGUUGGUCCACUCAGGUUCAAGGAUCCUGAGCCCCCUGAACCAUGGACAGGCACAAGAGACGCGUCAGUAUUUGGCGACGUUUGCGCUCAAAUAGACAUACGCACUUGGGAAUUAAUCGGAAGCGAUGAUUGUCUGUACUUGAACGUGUACUCACCGCUCAACGAUUCCCCGAAACGUGCAGUCAUGUUAUGGAUCCAUGGCGGUGCUUUUAUGAACGAUUCUGGCAACGACAAAUUUUACGGUCCAGAUUAUCUCGUCCGAAAGGAUGUUGUUCUCGUCACAAUUAAUUACAGGGUCGGAGUAUUGGGUUUUCUUACUUUGGAGCACGAAAUCGCUCCAGGUAAUCAGGGUAUAAAGGAUCAAGUGAUGGCUUUAAAGUGGAUCCAAGAAAAUAUCUCCAAUUUUGGUGGAGACCCUAAUAAUGUUACAAUCUUUGGAGAAAGUGCUGGUGCAGCUUUGGUACAUUAUUUAACCCUAUCUCCAUUGGCUGAAGGGCUAUUUCAUAAAGCAAUAUCGCAGAGCGGAGUGGCAGCGAACCCUUGGGCCAUCACAAGUAAAGAACCAAGGAAAUACGCCUUCCAGUUGGCUGCUCAGCUCGGCGAACAUUCCACCGAUCCUGCGACCGUCCUCGAGUUCCUGAGGAAAGUUGAGCCGCAGAAACUGGUGACCACCGCGAUUCAAAUUGUAACACCCGAGAUGCGUUACACCAAGUUAGGAUUGUUUGAUCCAUGCAUCGAUGAUAAAUCACCGAAUCCAAUUAUACCUCAACAUCCAUCGGUACUGAUACAAUCAGGCGUCAAAGUACCUUUCUUGUUGGGUUUCAAUAAGAACGAAGGAGCCGCCCUACACAUUUGUAAAUCCGAGAAGAAUUUUCAGCAAAUCAACGAGAAAUUUGAAAUAAUCAUUCAUCCGGAGUUAAUGCUCUCUAUGAAGAAAGAUGGAAUCACCCCGAAUGAUCUGAAACGUAUCUACUUCAACAACGAACCGAUUAGUAGCAAACUGCUUCAACAAUACGCGGAUUUCAUAACCGACUCUUCAUUUCGUCAAGGUAUUUACGAAGUCCUCAAGAUUCAAUUGGAGAAGAGCGUUCAGCCCACGUACUUUUAUCAAUUCACCUACGAUAAUAAAAAUUCCUUCGUGAAACGUGCUCUCAACAUUCCUUUGCAAGGACCAACACACGGAGACGAUUUGACAUAUAUAUUUCAAAUGACGAAAGGAGUACAACUACGACCCCUGCAACCCGGAACCGACAACUACAGAGUGAUGGAGUACUUCACUCAAAUGUGGACAGAUUUCGCGAAAACAGGGAACCCAACACCUAAAGUCACUGGUCUUAUCACAACAGUAUGGAAACCACUCGAGAAAGGGAACGUAUACAACUAUUUGAAUAUCAGUAACAGGUUACGAAUGGAAACCAUUAGUAAAGACGACCAGAGAUUUAACUGGAAGAGAAUAAAUAACAAAUACUACUAAUUAUAUAUUCUUAAUCAUUGGAAAUAUGUUAAGAGAAGAUGUAAUAUGUAAGAUAGCAGUUUUUAUGCAGGAAGCUUGUUUAGAAGAUUUAAAUAACUACCUUUAAAAAUGAA
This is a messenger RNA of Osmia bicornis bicornis, 1760 nucleotides long. Its product is annotated as juvenile hormone esterase-like. The transcript has 8 exons. The coding region runs from base 55 to 1647 and encodes 530 amino acids. The record is from RefSeq and is a predicted model, not a curated record. NCBI's taxonomy places the organism in Eukaryota, Metazoa, Arthropoda, Insecta, Hymenoptera, Megachilidae.